AUGGGUGCCUUUGUGUGUGGGUGUCUUUCUCUCUCUGUCUUUUUGUCUCUGUGUCUUUUUGUCACUCUCUCUCUCUCUCUGUCUUUUUAUCUCUCUCUCUGUCUUUUUGUCACUCUCUCUCUCUCUGUCUUUUUGUCACUCUCUCUCUCUGUCUUUUUGUCACUCUCUCUCUCUGUCUUUUCUCUCUCUCUCUCUCUCUCUCUCUCUGUCUUUUUGUCACUCUCUUUCUCUCUGUCUUUUUGUCUCUCUCUCUCUCUCUGUCUUUUGUCACUCUCUCUCUGUCUUUUUGUCACUCUCUCUCUGUCUUUUUGUCACUCUGUCUCUCUAUCCCUCUGUGUCUUUUUGUCACUCUCUCUCUCUGUCUUUUUGUCACUUUCUCUGUGUCUUUUUGUCACUCUCUCUCUAUCCCUCUGUGUCUUUUUGUCACUCUCUCUCUCUCUCUCUCUCUGUCUUUUUGUCACUCUCUCUCUCUCUUUUUGUCACUUUCUGUGUCUUUUUGUCACUCUCUCUCUAUCCCUCUGUGUCUUUUUGUCACUCUCUCUCUCUCUCUGUCUUUUUGUCACUCUCUCUCUCUCUCUUUCUCUCUGUCUUUUUGUCACUCUCUCUCUCUCUGUCUUUUUGUCUCUCUCUCUGUGUCAUUUUGUCACUCUCUCUCUCUCUGUCUUUUUGUCUCUGUGUGUCUUUUUGUCUCUGUGUGUCUUUUUGUCUCUCUCUCUGUCUUUUUGUCUCUCUCUCUCUCUGUCUUUUUGUCUCUCUCUCUCUCUGUCUUUUUGUCUCUCUCUCUCUCUUUUUUUCUCUCUCUCUCUCUGUCUUUUUUUCUCUCUCUCUCUCUGUCUUUUUGUCUCUCUCUCUCUCUGUCUUUUUGUCUCUCUCUGUGUUGCUGCGGUCGUCGGCCAAGCAGAUAUGUUAUACACGCUUUUCAGCUUGAAAGCGUUCCUUUUGUACCACUAUGCCUUAACACGGGACAAAUAUCAAACAGUCCAUUAUAUUGCCAACAUAUCUCCAUCGGCGAAAAAUUUUCUUUUUUUUUUUUUUUUUUUUUUUCGUGUGUCUUUUUAUCCUCUGCUUUCCCUUGUAUUUUCUUUUGUCUUUCAUUUCUCUUUUGACUUUCGCCUCUCUCUCUCUCUCUCUUUUGUCUGUCGCCUAUCUGUCUUUCUCUCUCUUUUGUCUUUUGUCUAUCUGUCUAUCUGUCUCUCUCUCUCUUUUUGUCUUGUCGCCCAUCUGUCUUCUCUCUCUCUCUCUUUUGUCUUUCGCCUAUCUGUCUUUCUCUCUCUCUCUUUUGUCUUUCGCCUAUCUGUCUUUCUCUCUCUCUCUUUUGUCUUUCGCCUAUCUGUCUUUCUCUCUCUCUCUUUUGUCUUUCGCCUAUCUGUCUUUCUCUCUCUUUUGUCUUUCGCCUAUCUGUUUUCUCUCUCUCUCUCUUUUGUCUUUCGCCUAUCUGUCUUUCUCUCUCUCUCUCUCUUUUGUCUUUCGCCUAUCUGUCUUUCUCUCUCUCUCUCUCUCUUUUGUCUUUCGCCUAUCUGUCUUUCUCUCUCUCUCUCUUUGUUUUUUCGCCCAUCUGUCUCUCUCUCUCUUUUGUCUUUCGCCUAUCUGUCUCUCUCUCUCUUUUUGUCUUUUUCGCCCAUCUGUCUUUCUCUCUCUUUUUUUGUUUUCGCCUAUCUGUCUUUUCUCUCUCUUUUUUUGUCUUUCGCCUAUCUGUCUUUCUCUCUCUCUUUUGUCUUUCGCCUAUCUGUCUUUCUCUCUCUCUUUUGUCUUUCGCCUAUCUGUCUUUUCUCUCUCUCUUUGUCUUUCGCUCAUUUGUCUUUCUCUCUCUCUCUUUUGUCUUUCGCCUAUCUGUCUUUCUCUCUCUCUCUUUUGUCUUUCGCCUAUCUGUCUUUCUCUCUCUCUCUUUUGUCUUUCGCCUAUCUGUCUUUCUCUCUCUCUCUUUUGUCUUUCGCCUAUCUGUCUUUCUCUCUCUCUCUUUUGUCUUUCGCCUAUCUGUCUUUCUCUCUUUCUCUUUUGUUCGCCCAUCUGUCUUUCUCUCUCUCUUUUUGUCUUUCGCCCAUCUGUCUUUUCUCUCUCUUUUGUCUUUCGCCCAUGUCUUUUCUCUCUUGUCUUUUGUCUUUCGCCCAUCUGUCUUUUCUUUCUCUCUCUUUUGUCUUUUUCUUUCUCUUUUUUCUUUCUCUCAUUUGUUUUUCUUUCUCUCUAUCUUUUGAAUAUGAUUUAUCUCUCUUUUGUCUUUUGUCUUUCGCCCAUCUGUCUUUCUCUCUUUGUCUUUUGUCCUGUCUUUUGACUCUCUUUGUCUCUUCUUUUUGUUUUUUUCUUUUUUUUCAUCUCUUUUUCUUUUGUCUUUCGCCUAUCUGUUUUUCUCUCUCUUUUUUGUCUUUUCGUCAUUUUUUUCUCUUUCUUUUUGUUUUUUCUUUCAUCUGUUUUUCUCUCUUUUCUUUGUUUUUUUUAUCUGUCUUUUUUUCUGUCUUUUUUAUCUUUCUUUUCUCUCUCUUUUUGUCUUUCGCCCAUUGUUUUUUCUCUUUUGUCUUUCUUCAUCUUCUUUUGUCUUUUUUGUGUUUUCAUCAUCUUUUUUCUCUCUUUUUGUGUUUCGCCCAUUGUCUUUUCUCUCUUUUUUGUUUUUGUGUCUUUUCUUUUUUGUUUUUCAUUUCUUUUUCUUUUUUUGUUUUUUUUGUCUUUUUUUUGUUUUUUCUUUUUGUCUGUCUUUUUCUUUCUUUUGUCUUUCGCCCAUUGUCUUUUUUCUUUCUUUUUGUUUUUUUUCUUUUCUCUUUUUUCUUUUUUUGUUUUUUUUUUCUUUUCUUUGUCUUUUUUGUCUUUUUUUAUUUUUGUUUUCUUUUUUGUCUUUUGUUUUUCUUUUUCUUUUUGCCUGUCUUUUUCGUCUCUUGUUUUCAUUCUUUUUUGUUUUUUUUUUUUUUUUCAUUUUUUGUUUUUUCUUUUUUUUGUCUUUUUUUCUUGUUUUUAUUUGUUUUAUUUUCAUUUUUUUUUUGUGUUUUUUUUUUUCUUUCUUUUUUGUUUUUCUUUUUUUCUUUUUUUUGUGUUUGGUUGUUUCUUUUCUCUUUUUUUGUGUUUGGUUGUUUCUUUUCUCUUUUUUGUGUUUGGUUGUUCCUUUUCUCUUUUUUUGUGUUUGGUUGUUCCUUUUCUCUUUUUUUGUGUUUGGUUGUUUCUUUUCUUUUUUGUGUUGGUUGUUCUUUUUGUUUGUUUUUUUUCUUUUUUUUUUUGUUUGUUUUUUUUCUUUUUUGUGUUUGGUUGUUCCUUUUCUCUUUUUUGUGUUUGGUUGUUCCUUUUGUCUUUUUUGUGUUUGGUUGUUUCUUUUCUCUUUUUUGUGUUUGGUUGUUUCUUUUCUCUUUUUUGUGUUUGGUUGUUUUUUUUGUUUUUUUCUUUGUUUUUUUUUGUUUGGUUGUUUUUUUUUUUUUUUGUUUUUUGUUUGGUUUCUUUUAUUUUUUUUUUUUUUUUUUGGUCCUUUUUUUUCUUUGGUUUCUUUUUUUUUUUUUUUUUUUUUUUUGUUUGGUUUCUUUUUUUUCUUUAUUUUUGUUUGGUUUCUUUUUUUUCUUUAUUUUUGUUUGGUUUUUUUUUUUUCUUUUUUUGUUUUUUUUGUUUGGUUCUUUUUUUUUCUUUUGUUUGUUUUUUUGUUUUUUGUUUGGUUUCUUUUUUUGUUUGGUUUCUUUUUUUAUUGUUUUUUUUUGUUUGGUUUCUUUCUUCUUUUUUUUGUUUUUUUUUUUGGUUUCUUUUUUUUGUUUGGUUUCUUUUUUUUUUGGUUUCUUUUUUUUGUUUAGUUUCUUUUUUUUCUUUUUUUGUUUGGUUCCUUUUUUUUCUUUUUUUCCUUUAUAUUUGUUUUGUUGGUUUCUUUUUUCUUAUUGUUCUUUACUUUUCUUUUUUUUUGUUUCUUUGUUUAUUUUUUUUUAUUUUUUUCUUUUCUUGUUUGUUUGGUUUCGUUUUUUUGUUUUAUGGUUUUCUUUUUUUACUCUUGUCUUUGCUCUUUGUUUUUGCAUUUAUUUUUUGUUCUUUUUAAUUUUUUUCUUUCUUUCCGCCUUUCUUCUUUCUCGUUUGUAUUUUUAUCUGUUUUUCUUUUUGUUUUGCAUUUUUUCUUUUUUGUUCUGA
Molecule: messenger RNA, 4080 nt
Organism: Acanthosepion pharaonis
Lineage: Eukaryota; Metazoa; Mollusca; Cephalopoda; Sepiida; Sepiidae
Source: the annotation of a GenBank genome assembly